AGGACCAACUCGGUUACUUGAUGCACUUGACUCCGUGUGUAGGUUUUCAGCUCCGAGCGUGCUCAUCCUCCAGUCGGUGCGCAUGCAAGCAGAACGGAAGGUGGACUGUCAGUAGAUUAGACACGUCGUCGUCGAAGAAGUCGGGAUAACAGGAACGAAAAGCGAGGCAACAGAAAGAUGCCCUCAUUUGGAAGAGCAGGUUUGAUACUGCUGCUGUCUCUUGUUAUCUUCAGUGGAAUAGGCUACCUCUGGCUCUCUUCAUAUUAUAUGGUAGAGGUUGAGGUCAAGAUUGAAGCCCCGAUGAAAAAGUGGUCCCCGCCCACUGGUCAAGUGAAGCUUGCGGCUUCCUGCACUUGCCCUGCGAAGUCAUAUGAUCUGGCAGGGAGCAUUCCCACUGCCAACCGAGAAGACAUUCAGAAACGACGGGCAGAGGAGUACAAGAAGCACCAGGCUAGAACAAGCUCCAUUUUGAACACACUCCUCUUUGCUCCAUCCAACUCUCCACUGCAGUAUCCCAUUCAGGGUUUCACAGUACGCCCCUUGGUCCCCACUCUUAUUCCAGGUUUAGCGUUGCACGGGGUUCAAAGAAGCAGCUAUAAGGUUUCACUACAGGUCACCAAAGGUGUCCUCAGUCUAGGGAACCAGAGUGAAGCACAAAGUGUCGAAGGUGGCGGAAAGCAAUUUCUGGUCUUGGAGAAGCUCAGCUUAGAGGAACUCAACAAACUUCUUGCGAAGGUCACCUACACCAUUCCUGUGUACCACAUACACACCGGAGACCUGGUUCACUUCUCGUUUGAGCUUCAUGAAGCUGUGUUCCCCAUCGCCAUUCGGCAACCAACCGUACCGGUUCUUUUCGACAUGGGAACAAACAUUAGCGACCAAGUGACAGUCACCACCAAAACCUUUAUGCGCUACAAAGAGUUGAAGGUCCUCAUAAGAAGCCUCAGGCAAUUCUACAAAGACGUGGUGCUCAUUGUAGCCGAUGACAGCUUUACUCCAGAAAAGAUCACAGAAGAAAAUGUUCUGCAAUACAUCAUGCCUGGUGGACAGGGAUGGUUUGCCGGCAGAACCCUGGCUGUCUCUCAAGUCACCACCAAGUACUUUCUUUGGGUGGAUGACGACUUUCUAUUCACUGAGAAAACAAAGAUAGAGGAUCUGGUGAAGGUGAUGGAGGCAACACCAGAGUUGGAUGUGGUUGGGGGUUCGGUUUCUGGAAACCAGUUCUACUUCUCCAUCGCCUAUGAGGAAGGCGAUGGUGAUACUGGAGGCUGUAUGGAAAGGAAGUCCAACAUAAAGUUCCAAUCACUACCAAAUUACCCACAAUGCUCCAUAGUCAAUGGGGUGGUCAACUUCUUCCUGGCUCGUACCGACGCUGUGAAUCGAGUGAGAUUUGACCCCAAGCUGAAGAGAGUGGCACAUUCAGAAUUCUUCAUGGAUGGUCUUGGCCAGUUGAUGGUUGCUUCAUGUGGCCAUGUUUCCAUUGGCCAUCAGCCGAGAGGGGCCAAUGCUCAAUAUGGUCGGUUCAGACACCCUGGAAAGGGUGAUGUGCAGUAUAAACUACAGCUGCACUACUACAAAAACCAUCUACAAUGUCUCCACUACAGAUAGGAAGAAUCCCGACGGAUCCGUUCGCUAUAAGAGAAAGUUAUCUUCCAGUACUAUGCAUGUUUUCCCAUAAUCAACCACUAUUGGCUUGAGUGGUUGCUACAGUAAUAGCUCAAUCAUUUUCAGGGUUAGGGUUAGGUUUAGGGUCUAUAUAUAUCAGUCGCGGGCGGCUGGUUGUUUUUAAAGUGAGGGAGGAAGGACUGCGCGCUUUGUUUUCAUUGGCCUGCUUGCACUGUUGGUGUAUGGUGGCAUAAGAAUGCGAGACUCAAGUU
Messenger RNA from Gadus morhua (Atlantic cod), 1877 nucleotides. Its product is annotated as beta-1,4 N-acetylgalactosaminyltransferase 2-like. The record is from RefSeq and is a predicted model, not a curated record. The coding region runs from base 178 to 1608 and encodes 476 amino acids. NCBI's taxonomy places the organism in Eukaryota, Metazoa, Chordata, Actinopteri, Gadiformes, Gadidae. Gene Ontology annotation, molecular function: acetylgalactosaminyltransferase activity. Gene Ontology annotation, biological process: UDP-N-acetylgalactosamine metabolic process; UDP-N-acetylglucosamine metabolic process. The transcript is spliced from 13 exons.